ACCCAUUGUGAUCUCUGGAGAGGAAUUUAUGAGUUGGGGGAUGGAAGGAAAUGCAAUUUAAAUCGAAUGCACCUACAGCGUUUUUUCUGGGGUCGGGGAAUGAGUGAGUAGCAGGCAGUGGUGAUCUUAGAGAUAUUUUCUGUUUCUGGAAAAUGAAAAGGGAGAGAGGAAGAGAUUUGGUUGAUCUACUGCCGAUCAAUUGCUGAGUAUUUUAUUUAAGAGGGUUUGUUUGUUUGUUUGUUUUUUGGUACACCGCUUCCUUGUGAUCCUGUGAAGCCAGAAGAGGCAAGGAAAAUAAGCUGAGGACAGAAAUAGAAGAAGAGAUGGGACAUCCACAUGCUUAUUAAGUUCUGCUUUGCGAACGGCGGAAGAAGGUUGUCAAAUUGGCUGAAAGCGUGAGUUCUCAAUAACAUGUCACAUGGAACUAGCAUCAAGUUAGAAACCUGAUAAGGCUUUUCCUUCUAAGCACUGAGGGAGGCUGACACCUGAAGAAGAGCUCUGUGUAAGCUUGAAAGCUUGUCUGUUUCACCAACAGAAGUUGGUCUAAUUAAAAGAUACAGUUAUCAUCAGAUAUUCCCUGGCCUUAAUACCGAGGGAGAACUUUUCUUUUAAAGCAACUACAAGAAGGGGACAACACAAAAGGAGCAAAGCCCCAGCAACCAGACAUCAAUAACAAUGAUGCAAGAGCCUCAGGAGAUGGUAGAGGAGACUGUUACUGUUGAGGAAGACCCGGGUACCCCUACUUCCCAUGUGUCUAUUGUGACUUCAGAAGAUGGAACCACAAGGAGAACUGAGACUAAGGUCACAAAAAUGGUCAAAACAGUCACCACUAGAACAGUACGCCAGGUCCCCCUGGGGCCCGAUGGCCUGCCGGUAAUGGACAGCUCCUCUCCCAUGGGCAGCUACACAGAUUCAAUAGACAGAAGAUACAUGAAGAAUGGUGAGCGUUACAUCACACCACAAGCUUCGUCCACGUUGACCAGAUCUUACAAUAGCUACGAUUCUUAUCCCGACGGCCACGACAGCCAGUAUCGCCCUUUUAUCAGCCACGAUGGCUAUGGAGACCUAGCUGACAAUUAUGGCAGCUUGUCCCGUGGCAUCAACUACCGUCCUCGCUAUGCCUACAUGCCAGGAAACAGUUACCGGCCAGAGGAUGGUAGUUUCACCUUGCCAAGCAGGAGGGAUAACUAUGGUCCCAUCGCCCAGCCCCAAGUGCCAACAGGCAGCAACGUUGACUUGAAUCGCUCCCAGCCAGAACGUUUCCAGCCAGAGCCUUAUGGGUUGGAGGACGAUAACCGCAGCCUCGGGGUAGAUGAUGAAGGGUAUGAACUGGACCCAGAUUACUCCACAGUGAACCGAAGGACAUCUGCAGGGGUGCCCGAGAGGGGGAGACCUCACAAAGGAAGGGGCUACGAUGACCCUGUUGAGUCAGAGAUGGUUGAUGAGAGGAUCCCUUACCUUCAUGGUGGCUACGCAGCACCAUUAGCACAGCCAGAGAGGGGGAGCAUGGCCAGCAUCGAACGCCUGGGCAAGCGUUCCCCCUCCAUUGACAGCAUCCGCAAAGACCCCAGGUGGCGGGACCCUGACCUCCCUGAAGUGAUUGCCAUGCUCAGUCACCCCAUCGAUCCAGUCAAGUCCAACGCGGCAGCAUACUUGCAGCACCUGUGCUAUGAGAACGAUAAAAUAAAAAAGGAUGUGAGGCAUCUGAAAGGGAUUCCCAUCUUGGUGGGUCUGCUAGAUCACCCAAAGCCAGAGGUUCAUCGCAAAGCUUGUGGGGCUCUCAGAAACAUCUCUUACGGGAAGGAUAAUGAGAACAAGGUGGCUAUAAAGAACUGCGAUGGGAUCCCGGCACUGAUCAGGUUAUUGCGGAAGACAAACGACAUGGAAGUCAGAGAGCUCAUUACAGGCACUCUUUGGAACUUGUCAUCCUAUGAGCCACUGAAGAUGGUGAUCAUUAACCAUGGCCUUCAGACACUGACAAACGAGGUGAUUAUCCCCCAUUCCGGAUGGGAGAGCGAGCCGAAUGAGGACUCUAAGCCUCGGGAUGCUGAAUGGACCACGGUCUUCAAGAACACGUCUGGAUGCUUGCGGAAUGUAAGUUCAGAUGGCGCAGAAGCUCGGAGAAGACUAAGAGAGUGUGAUGGCUUAGUGGAUGCUCUCCUUCAUGCUCUACAGUCUGCAGUUGGCAAGAAGGAUACAGAUAACAAGUCCGUGGAGAACUGUGUGUGCAUUAUGCGAAACCUUUCAUAUCACGUCCACAAAGAGGUCCCAGGAGCCGACAAGUACCAAGAGCUGGAUGCAAAUCAGCCUACCAGCACAGGAGGCUCUCAGAAGAAGAAGAAAGAGGACGCUGGCUGCUUUGGAGGGAAGAAAGCUAAAGGAAAGAAAAAUGGAGAUCUGGACAGGAACUUUGAUACACUUGAUUUGCCCAAGCGGUCCGAAGCAGCAAAAGGCUUUGAAUUGCUCUACCAGCCGGAGGUGGUCCGGCUCUACCUCUCGAUCCUCACUGAAAGCCAGAACUUCAACACUUUGGAAGCUGCAGCAGGGGCUUUGCAGAAUCUCAGUGCUGGAAAUUGGACAUGGUCCACGUACAUCCGUGCAACAGUACGAAAGGAGAGAGGCUUACCAGUCCUCGUUGAGCUUCUCCAGUCUGACUCUGACAAGGUUGUGAGAGCUGUGUCAAUUGCACUGAGGAAUCUCUCUAUGGAUCGUCGCAAUAAGGAUCUCAUAGGUAGUUAUGCCAUGGGUGAACUGGUAAGAAAUUUGCCUAGCAGGCAACAGAGAUCUGCUAAAAACCUGGAAGAGGAUACAGUGGUUGCAGUCUUGAAUACCAUCCAUGAAAUCAUUACUGACAGUUCAGAAAAUGCAAGGUCCCUGAUCCAGACACAGGGCAUUCAGAAGCUGGUAGCUAUCAGCAAGUCAAGCCAGUCCCCCAGGGAAACAAAGGCAGCAUCUCAUGUUCUUCAGAUGGCCUGGAGCUACAAAGAGCUACGAAAUGUCCUACAGAAGGAUGGAUGGAACAAAUCCCAUUUCCAGUCUGUCUCUGCAGCACCAAAGGGAUCCAAAGGUACGUCUGGCAAGUCUGGCUACGAUGAUAGUACUCUGCCACUGGUGGAUAAAAGCCAAGAUAAUGAGAAGGCUGGAAGUCGUGAUAUGAUUCCUCUGGAUGAACUUGGUCCAGAUGGGUACUCCACCAUCGAUCACCGGGACAAAGAGCGCAAAUACAAGACCAAUGACAAUAUAGGGGAUGCAUCGGAGAAAGAACCUUUAAAAAAUGACACAAAUAGGAAAAACAUUAACAGGAGUAACAGGGCUUCGGUGAAUCUGGUGGAUGCCCGUGACAUUAAACCCCAGCCUGUUGACUCCUGGGUCUAAUUUGCAUGCAUGGGCUAGAGUCCAACUACUUUUUUUUUCUUUUUUUCUUUUUUAUUUUUUACUGAGGGGAAAAAACCAAUUUGAACCAACACAGAGGAUCUCAUUUAUCAGCACUGCCAUUCAGAUUCGGAGGGCGAUGCAUCAGUGAACAGUCUGCAGAUUCUAGGAGGGUGUGGGGAGAAAACAGACAACUGCCAUCAGCCAACCCUGGAGCACCAUGCCUUACAGCAAGACAAUUUGCUUUUUAAAACUCAAUUACAUUCCCACCAGACACAGCCACUUCCCUUUGCCUCCCUCCCCCAUCAAAGAAGAAAGAAUCCAAGCUUACAUCUAAAUGGUUAGGUUCUUAGAUGACUCUUAAAUGAGGAUGGUGCCAAGGAUGAAAAGAGAAGGUCACGUGGUGGGAAAGAGGACCGCUUUGCAAGUGAAAGAGGAACUGCAGAAUAUUUGAAAUAUAUCUUGGGUAUAGUCGUGAGGAAACUAGCACUUUUCAUUUGUUUUUUGGGUUUUGUUUUGAACUGUGAAUUUAAUUUUUAAAAGAUUUUUAUAUUAGGGAGUUUGGGUUUUUUGGUUUUGAGCUUUUAUUUGUUUUUAGUUUUUUUUCACAAGAAAUGCAGGAAUGUUGAGUGGGUUUGUUGGAUUUUAAUGAAAGGAGAGAGAAACUAUUUACGCUGGUUGAACGGACUGGAACGUAGACAGCGAAGUUGAUGCGAGCUGUAUAAUCCGCUAUUAGAGUAAGCGAUAUCACACUGUGCUAUAUUAUCAUUAUAAUCUGGUGUAAAAUACUUCUGCCUUUUGACUUCUGUAAUGGUUCUGUUUUUACUUCCACAUAUGUAAACAGUUUGAAGGUUUCACUCCCAAUUCAGAAAUCUGUGCUAAGAAGUGGAGUUGGCUGCCUUUUUAUUUUUAUUGCUCAUGAUGAGUGCAGUAAAGGAGUUGCUUCCCUCUCUUCUGCCCCUCCCCCCCAAGUGUUGAUGUUGGGUUAAUGAUUAUUUUAAUCUUUAACAUAAUUUUAUUUCCCAUAGCUGUUAACACAUUGGGGAAGAAUGGAAGCUUCCUCAUUACAGAGUUCCCAUUAGAACACACUGUAAUCUUCAGAUGAGUCCGCCCCUUAUAUUUUUGCUGAUAGACUCAGUUUCUAUUGGAUCCAUGUGUGUUUUGGGCUGACGAGCCUGAUGAAAAGUGCUACAAAGGGAACUGAUAUAUUUUUUAAAGAAAUCAUCAUCCUGGUUUUGUUUUUGUUUUUUGAGGUUGCACACUUAAGUAAGGGUCAAAUUCAGCCACUUGCUGAGGGUCUGCUCAAAGCCACCUGGUAGGCCAUAGGCAGACUCUCUGCACAAGGGUGAAUUUUUGCCCCCGCGGUCACAUUUUACACAUACGCUAUCUGGUGAUGCUAUGUAUUAAAUGCAAAUCACUGAUUUCCUUCGGGUUUUGAUCCAAUGAAGGAGAAGGAUGAAAACAAGAAUCAAAUCUCUCUCCUAGCAUUGGAUGGAUGCCUUUUACUUACUUUUGUUUAGUUACCAUUGUCAUUUGGUUGCCAUGUUUACACCUACAAGUUCUUAAAUACAGUGUGACUGGAAAGCACAUUUUUGAAUCAAGCAAACUUAAUUUUGGGAUUUCAGUGCCUGCCGUUUCCUUUGUACAUUAAAAAUGGGGGAAAAAAACCCAACAAAAAACAAAAUAUUACUGUAAUAGUAAACGUCUAAUUUUUUGUACAAAAUUAAAAAACUAAAAAAAAGCAAGCAUCAAGAGCUUUGUAUCUUCUUGAGUAUAAUAAAAUUUGACAUAUAUGCAUAUAGUUGUGCAGAGGAUAGGUUGCCAAAACCGUGUGAAGUAGUAUGCAGGACUGUUGAUUCAGGGAAAGACUGAUGCCCAAGAUACACACACUAACUUGCUCCCCCUUCCCAUCUGACUCGCACAGAGGGGUUACGUCUGGGUCCUAAGAACGGUGAUGUUGCUGGAGCAAAGUAAGAUUACAGUCAUUGGUUAUGUUUACCCUUGUGAGAGAGUCCUGUGAGGUCAAAGACGCUUAGCUGGUUGAGGGAGGCAAAGACAGAUGCAUCUCUGACCAUUUGGAUUCUGAUGGGCGGGGAGUUCUUUCUUCAUGUAGAUGUAAAACAUAGAGAGUGAAACCAGAUGCAUAGUUUUACUGUAUAUUCUAACAAUGGUGCUCUUUUCAUACUUGUUCUACCAAUAAGUGGAGACCCUUUUAACCAGGCUGUUACACAGAAGAGUUUUAUACUGCUUUGGUUUCUGUACCUUGUGUGUUCUUUUUGUAUAUGAAAGGAUUAAAAAAAAAAAAAAACUUGCUUCA
Molecule: messenger RNA, 5689 nt
Organism: Mauremys reevesii (Reeves's turtle)
Lineage: Eukaryota; Metazoa; Chordata; Testudines; Geoemydidae
Gene: ARVCF
Product: ARVCF delta catenin family member
Exons: 21
Coding region: 676-3375 (899 amino acids)
Biological process (GO): cell-cell junction assembly; cell-cell adhesion
Cellular component (GO): nucleus; adherens junction; cytoplasm
Molecular function (GO): cadherin binding
Source: RefSeq, a predicted model, not a curated record